AUGUUCAAAGAUCAGCUCGGCAAGACCAUGGAGGUUUAUAUCGAUGACAUGCUAGUAAAGUCAACAAAGAAGGAGGAUCACAUCGGCCAUCUAAAAGAAGCAUUCGAGAUACUAAAACAGUACGGGAUGAAAUUGAAUCCUGAGAAGUGCACCUUCGGCGUAACCUCAAGAAAAUUCCUUGACUUCCUCAUGUCGAAAAGGGGAAUCAAAGUCAACCCGGAUCAAAUCAAAGCCAUCGAUGCAAUACCAGAGGGUAGACUUGCCAAAUGGGCCAUAGAAUUAAGCGAGCACGACAUAACGUACCAACCGCGAACCGCUAUUAAGUCGCAGGUGCUCGCCGACUUCGUCGCUGAUUUCAGCACAGAGAUAUUGCCCAAGGUAGAACAAGAAGCACUCUGUGCUUCUACACAUACCGACCUUUGGGUCCUCUACACUGAUGGUGCCUCUAAUUCCUCAGGAUCAGGACUGGGACUCGUCCUCGAGGUCCCUAUGGAAUUCGAUGAAUGUCGCUUCAACCAAGUACCCAGGGUACAGAAUAUUGAAGCAGAUGGCCUCGCCAAACUAGUUGCGGCCACCAGUAAUAUCAACAAAGAAAACAUGGUCGCCCUCCUUCAUUCGGCAAUAGACCACGCCGAGGAUGGAAUGCUCCCACAAGAUAAAAAAGAAGCCAAAAAACUCCGGGUACAGGCAGCCCGGUACAACCUAGUAAACGGUGAUCUCUACAAAAGAACAUUCGGUGGCCCCCAAGCCAAAUGUCUUGGACCACAUCAAACAAGAAGAGUACUAGAGGAAGUACAUGAAGGGCACUGCGGUGCCCAUACGGUAAACCGCGCCCUCAUUCGAUGCCAUAUCCGCGCUAGCUACUACAGGCCCACCAUGAAAAAAGAAGCCGCCGACUAUGUCAGGAGAUGCGAACAAUGUCGAAAGUACGCCCCUAUGAUACAUCAAGCAGAGGAACUCCUUCACUCUGUGCAUACACUCAGAUACGCAAUCAGGAGGUCAUCACCUUCAUAUGGAAAAACAUUAUAUUUCAUUUUGGCAUCCCCAAAGAAAUCAGCUGCGACAACGGACCUCAGUUCGUCGGAAAAAGAACGACUGAGUUUUUCGAAAAGUGGCGCAUCAAGCGAGUACUCUCCACGACAUACCACCCUGCCGCCAAUGGUCAAGCCUAAUCCUCCAAUAAGGGAGCCCAGUUUGAAAGGAACAUGCAACGACAAAAGCAGGCUACAAGACCUGGACGAAGUUGAAGAACGAAGAGACAUGGCCCACAUAAGAAUGGUAGCCCAGAAGCAGCAAGUAGAAAGAUACUACAACAAGAGAGCCAAG
Messenger RNA from Nicotiana tabacum (common tobacco), 1326 nucleotides. The record is from RefSeq and is a predicted model, not a curated record. Lineage: Eukaryota; Viridiplantae; Streptophyta; Magnoliopsida; Solanales; Solanaceae.